This is a messenger RNA of Durotheca rogersii, 1080 nucleotides long. Its product is annotated as alpha/beta-hydrolase. The record is from RefSeq and is a predicted model, not a curated record. Lineage: Eukaryota; Fungi; Ascomycota; Sordariomycetes; Xylariales; Xylariaceae. The transcript has 2 exons. Bases 1 to 1080 code for a protein of 359 amino acids.
AUGACCGAAUCCAUUCGCCUUCCCCACAAGCCCGAUGUCCCACUCUCGUACUGGCUCACGCCGGGCCGGGGCCCCAUCUCGGCGACGCACCUCGUCGUCUUUCUCAACGGGCUCAUCAUGCCGCAGACCGGGUGGCGGGUGACCGUGGAAGAGCUGCGGCGCCGGUGGGGCGUCGAGGACGGUGCGGACCAUCCGCCGAUGCUCACCUACGACCGCUACGGCCAGGGCGAGUCCGGCCGCGACCCGGCCGACGAGUCCAAUGACGGCACCCACGACAUCCUCGAGAUCGUCCACGACCUGCGCAAGCUGGUGCGCGAGGUCUGGCGCACGAGGAUAGCUCCGGCUCUGGGACACGGACGGGAGGGGGUAGGGGAGGGCGCGAGCGAGCGCGGCAAAGGGAGGCCACCUCCAAGCCUGGUCUUCGUCGGCAACAGCCUGGGCUGCGUGAUCGCGCGGCUGUACGCGUCGACGUACCCGGGCGCCGCGGCGGCGCUGCUCCUGCUCGACAGCAACAUGGCCAACAGCGACCUCGUGUCCGUGUUCCCGGACCCGGACGCCGCCGGCUUCGACGCGGGGUGCCUGCCGGCGGACGUGACGGUGGCGGACCUGCGGCGUACGCGCGCUAAUUACGCUGCCGCCUUCCACCCCUCGGUGCCGAAUCCAGAGCACCUCGACCGGCGCGGCAUCGCGGCGCUGCUGCCGCACGCGGACCGGCCGGCGCUCGAGGGGCCCCCGCCGCUAGAGGAUGACGAUGGCCACGGGGGCGGGGGCGGGGGCGGGGGGCCGUGGAUCACGGUCGUGGGGCACGACUGGGAGGCGUUCGCGGAAGAGGGCCUGCGGGGCCCCAUGAACGUUCCCAAGAGCCUGACGAACGCGUUCAUGAACCCGGCGUGGAGCCAGUACAACGAGGGCCUAGUGCGCCUCACCGAGGAGGCCAGGGCGCGCGGCCCCCUCACGGCCCCGGGCUGCGGGCACUUCAUCCAGAGGGACGACCCGGUGCUGGUCGCGGAGCUCGUGCAGGAUCUGCUCCACCGCGUCGAGACUGCGGAACCGCGCAAGAUUGCCAGCCCAUCCACCUAA